UCGUCCAAAGGCCGUUAUAACAAACAUGGGGACAACAGUACAAGCCAGGUCCAGUGUCCAAGUCUGGAUGGCCUGUCUGCUCCUGACAUUUGUUACCACAGUAACUGGACCCAAAGUCAGUCACCCUGAAGUGGAUACCCCCCUGGGUCGUGUUCGAGGCCGGCAGGUGGGUGUGAAGGAUACAGACCGCAUGGUAAAUGUCUUCCUGGGCAUCCCCUUUGNUCAAGCACCACUGGGACCUCUUCGGUUCUCAGCUCCACUCCCACCACAGCCCUGGGAAGGUGUGAGAGAUGCUAGCAUCAAUCCCCCAAUGUGCCUUCAGGAUGUAGAGAAAAUGAGCAACAGCAGAUUCACCCUCAAUGAAAAGAUGAAAAUCUUCCCCAUUUCUGAGGACUGCCUGACCCUCAACAUCUACAGCCCCACUGAGAUCACUGCAGGGGACAAANGGCCGGUCAUGGUAUGGAUCCAUGGAGGCUCUCUGCAGGUUGGCUCCUCCACAUCUCAGGAUGGAUCAGCCCUGGCUGCCUACGGGGAUGUGGUAGUUGUCACUGUCCAGUAUCGCCUUGGGAUCUUUGGCUUCCUUAGCACUGGAGACAAGCACAUGCCAGGCAACAGGGGAUUCCUGGAUGUGGUGGCUGCUCUUCGCUGGGUCCAGGGGAACAUAACCCCCUUUGGGGGUGAUCCCAACUGUGUCACUAUCUUCGGUAACUCUGCUGGAGGCAUUAUUGUCUCAUCCCUGCUCCUGUCUCCUAUGUCUGCUGGGCUCUUCCACAGAGCCAUAUCGCAGAGUGGGGUUGUCACCACCAAAAUAAUGGAAGUGUUGAAACCAUGGCCUGAAGCUCAG
This is a messenger RNA of Mus caroli (Ryukyu mouse), 844 nucleotides long. The record is from RefSeq and is a predicted model, not a curated record. NCBI's taxonomy places the organism in Eukaryota, Metazoa, Chordata, Mammalia, Rodentia, Muridae.